AUGACUUAUCAGCUGAGUGCUUCCUACUGUGCUAGAUACAACGAGUCCAAGCCGCCAUUACCUUACUUUCCUGGGCAAGAGUUUUGCAUCCACCCUCAUACUCCUCCUGCUCCCACAACUGGUGAGGUCAUACUAUCUUAUGAGGACCAUCGGGAAAGAGAAAGUAUGCAUCCUGUGGAUCGUUGCAUACUUCACCCUCCAUUGCCUGGAUUGACCGGAAAGGGCACUAUUCGACUAAAGAUUGUUGAACCUGUCAGAAUAGGAGAUCAACACAGUGCUCAACUUGUUACUGUCCACAUGGUUGAUAAGACUCCAGAUAUAUCAGACUUGAUACCAACUGAUAAGUAUCUAGUCGCUAAGUUCUAUGACCCUCUUUACUUUGAUCAUGAGCAAGAUGAUGCGGAUCCUUUUCGCUAUACAGAUCUAGCAUACUCUCAUGAAACCACAGCCUACCAACUGCUUUAUCCACUUCAAGGAACUAUCAUUCCAAGAUAUUAUGGGUCCUUUACUCUUGAACUGCCAAUUCCAAAUAAAAGUUGUUCACGAUCUAUCCGGUUAAUCCUUAUUGAAAAAGUACCUGGGAUCUCGAUGCAAUAUCUCAAUCCAACCUACUAUCCACAGUCAGAACGUCAAAAUAUUUUGAAGGCAAUCAUUGAUGCAGAAUCUUUACUGUAUACUCAUAAUAUAAUACAUAAAGAUAUGCACCCAAGGAAUGUUCUUGUGCUGGAUAGGGAUAGCGCGGAUCGGCAUGUGGUACUCAUUGACUUUGGAUAUUGUGGGAUUGGUCGAACUCCUUCAAACAGUUCUCCUGAGUGGAAAGCCAAACACCUUCCUGGUGUUCCCAUAUCUCCAUUGCUGCGCUGGGCUCAGGGCUGGGACCGUCAUGCGAAUUUUCAUGAAUGGAUUGACUGGGACUGGCAAACCUGGCUUGACCACUGUUAUGAAUUCACGAAAGCUUCCAUAACGGAACACAUGCGGUCUGUUUGGCUUCCAAAAACACCAUCCACAUUACCGCCUCCACGUCCUCUCGCAUAUCCAAUCCCGUUCCCCAGCUCCUAGAAUUCCGACGUGCCUUUUUUUUUAUCGACUAAAACAAGAAGAACAAUUGUUAUAAGCAGAUGGCCGUGGUUUGGUUGGACUUGAAUAUCGAUGCAUGCGCUCUGCCCAACUUUCUAUGGUCUAUGUGAUAUC
Molecule: messenger RNA, 1191 nt
Organism: Histoplasma capsulatum G186AR
Lineage: Eukaryota; Fungi; Ascomycota; Eurotiomycetes; Onygenales; Ajellomycetaceae
Exons: 1
Coding region: 1-1059 (352 amino acids)
Biological process (GO): protein phosphorylation
Molecular function (GO): ATP binding; protein kinase activity
Source: RefSeq, a predicted model, not a curated record